Molecule: messenger RNA, 1327 nt
Organism: Suillus plorans
Lineage: Eukaryota; Fungi; Basidiomycota; Agaricomycetes; Boletales; Suillaceae
Product: inorganic pyrophosphatase
Exons: 7
Coding region: 137-1099 (320 amino acids)
Biological process (GO): phosphate-containing compound metabolic process
Cellular component (GO): cytoplasm; nucleus
Molecular function (GO): inorganic diphosphate phosphatase activity; magnesium ion binding
Source: RefSeq, a predicted model, not a curated record
CAGAUAAUCUAUAAGCUAUCUUCCUGCGCUGUUGACUGCUGUGGAUCGAGUCAGACACCACUCCCACGAAAGAUUUAUUUCGUAAUUAAUACAAACUUUUACUUUUACUUGAAUAAAGCAGGUAAUAAGUGGACACAUGACCGGAGGAUCGAUAGCAGUGCGUCGUCUCUCCCAACAAGUUAGACUACUUUCUUCAUCACGUUCAUCAAUGGUCUCCACAUUUGGUACUCGCCUCAUUGGCGCGCCUAACACCCUCGAACACCGAGUGUUCAUCGAACAUAAUGGCUCCGUCGUGUCCUCUUUUCACGACGUUCCUCUCUUUGCCGACCAGAGCAAUGGCAUCCUCAACAUGAUCGUCGAGGUUCCUCGUUGGACUAACGCGAAGAUGGAGAUCUCCAAGGAGGAGCCCUUCAACCCCAUCAAACAGGACAUCAAAAAGGGUCGUUUGCGCUUUGUCCGUAACUGCUUCCCCCAUCAUGGGUACAUCUGGAACUAUGGUGCUUUCCCUCAGACUUGGGAGGAUCCGGCUGCUCUCCACCCUGAGACUAAAGCCAAGGGUGACAACGAUCCAUUGGAUGUCUGUGAGAUCGGCGAACAGGUCGGCUACGUCGGUCAGGUUAAGCAGGUCAAGGUUCUCGGUAUCAUGGCUCUGCUCGAUGAGGGCGAAACCGAUUGGAAAGUCAUCGUCGUUGAUGUGCAUGACCCCCUUGCAUCGAAGCUUAACGACAUCGAGGACGUGGAGCGCCACCUUCCUGGGUUGAUCAGGGCCACUAAUGAGUGGUUCAGGAUCUACAAGAUUCCCGAUGGCAAGGGCGAGAACGCCUUUGCUUUCUCUGGUGAGGCCAAGAACAAGAAAUAUGCUACAGAGAUCAUCCACGAGUGUAACGAGGCAUGGCGCCGUCUCAUUACCGGCGACAGCCCCGCUAAAACGCCUACCUAUGAGAUCGCUGUCCGCAACCUCACCAACUCAAGCUCGCCAGGUUUCGUUACCCGUAGCGACCCCGUAUAUGCUAACCUUCCUUCCGACUCCAGGCAACCUCCUGCACCCAUCGAUCCUUCCAUCUCAAAGUGGUUCUACAUCUCAUCCGUCCAGGUUUAGAGGAUGGACAGAGAAGUAAAUGUAUAAUCGAUGUACUUGGAUUUGUGACGACUACAUAUCCUUCAAUUCUUUGCCAAGUGGCAUGUAAAUUGUACAAGGCAAAUCAGCUCUCGCCGACCUUAGGUGGCAGGCGACGAGACUAGCCACGAAGUACCAGCCCGUUCAGCAACCGAUUAAUGAGAUAUUAUAUUAUGUAAUUUCUUUUGCCCUGCUCAGCGCUGAGCGCUC